This is a messenger RNA of Mixia osmundae IAM 14324, 1344 nucleotides long. RefSeq lists its product as uncharacterized. The transcript has 5 exons. The record is from RefSeq and is a predicted model, not a curated record. Bases 1 to 1344 code for a protein of 447 amino acids. Gene Ontology annotation, molecular function: nucleic acid binding; ATP binding; RNA helicase activity. NCBI's taxonomy places the organism in Eukaryota, Fungi, Basidiomycota, Mixiomycetes, Mixiales, Mixiaceae.
AUGUCAGACGCGGACGAGCCGCCCGCCCAAACGGCUGACUUUAGCUCGCUCGGCUUGAUUGAGCCCCUCUGCAAAGUAUGCGAACAGCUCGGCUACAAGAAACCCUCUGAGAUCCAAGCCCAAUCGAUCCCAUUCGCACUCCAGGGCAGAGACCUUGUCGCACUCGCUCAGACAGGCUCAGGCAAGACUGCUGCGUUCGCGUUGCCCAUUUUGCAGGCCUUAUGGAAUGAACCAUCGCCUUUCUUUGCUUGCGUGCUUGCGCCGACGAGAGAGCUGGCUUAUCAGAUCUCUGAGCAAUUCCAAGCCCUGGGCUCGACCAUCGGUGUCAGAUGCGCCGUCAUUGUCGGCGGCAUGGAUAUGAUGACGCAGUCCAUUGCACUUUCUAAAAGGCCUCACAUCAUUGUCGCUACGCCAGGCCGUCUCCAGGACCACCUUGAGAACACAAAAGGCUUCUCCUUAAAAGCCAUCAAAUAUCUCGUCAUGGACGAAGCAGAUCGUCUGCUUGACAUGGACUUCGGCCCUGUCAUCGAUACCAUUCUCAAGAUCAUCCCGAGGGAGCGCAACACUUUUCUGUUCUCAGCCACGAUGACGACAAAGGUCGCCAAACUGCAGAGAGCCAGCUUGAGUAAUCCGGUCAAGGUUGAGGUUUCUACAAAGUACUCGACCGUCGAUACGCUUGUACAAGAAUACUGCUUCUUUCCCUUCAAGCACAAAGAAACUUAUCUUGUCUAUCUCUGCAACGAGCUCGCGGGCAAAUCGAUCAUCGUCUUUGUACGCACAGUCCACGACGCUCAGCGUCUCUCGCUCAUCCUGCGCACGCUCGGCUUCCCUGCCGUACCGUUGCACGGCCAACUGACCCAGUCCAAUCGACUGGGCGCUCUCAACAAGUUCAAGUCAGGCGGUCGUCAGAUACUCGUGGCAACCGAUGUAGCCUCUCGCGGUCUCGAUAUCCCCAUGGUCGAUUAUGUCGUGAACUAUGAUAUACCCACACAUAGCAAGGACUACAUCCAUCGCGUCGGUAGGACGGCCCGUGCAGGUCGCUCAGGCAAGAGCAUCACCCUUGUUACUCAAUAUGACGUUGAACUGCUACAACGUAUCGAGGGCGUCGUCGGCAAGAAGAUGUCCGAGUUUGCGCACGACAAGGAAGCUGUCCUUGUGUUGAGCGAGCGAGUCACGGAAGCCGCUCGAGAAGCCGCUCGCGAGAUCAGGGAAAAGGGAUUUGGAGGCGAAAAGGGCAGAGAUAAGCGUGGCAAGCAUGCACGUCAUGACGAUGAGCAGGACCGCGAUGACGACGAAAGAGACGCCUCAGUACCAAAGCGCAAGUCCAAGAAAGGGCGUCGAUGA